Molecule: messenger RNA, 2218 nt
Organism: Thalassophryne amazonica
Lineage: Eukaryota; Metazoa; Chordata; Actinopteri; Batrachoidiformes; Batrachoididae
Exons: 12
Coding region: 137-1492 (451 amino acids)
Molecular function (GO): GTPase activity
Source: RefSeq, a predicted model, not a curated record
UCCUUCUCCUAUGUUUAGUGGACCGGGGUGAUUCAAAUUGAGCUUUUUUCCCCCCCACACACAAAGUCCAGGGUUACGUUGACUUUAAAUGUUAACACACAUUCUUUUGAAAGCUUGACGUAUUCAGUGCUUUACCAUGUCUGGGAAAAUUAAGAGCCGAAAUGUCGCAAACGCAGACGCGAUCUCUAGCGGUGUGUCCUGCGAUGAGCGCAUCUUGCGGGAUUGUCAUCAGCUGUACACGGAUCCUGAUAGCGGCUUGAUCAAACUGGCUGAAUCUGUCGGGGUUAAGUUGCUGCCACCCAGGAAAAAGAUAACCGUCAUGCUAAUGGGCAACCACUCUGCUGGGAAAAGCUCCUUCAUUAACUGGUAUGUGGAAGAGCACAUCCAGCGUACCGGAGUAGCUAUUGAGACACAAGGCUUCAGCUUUGUUACAAAUGGUCGCAAGAGAGAAUCUCUCACAGGAAAUGCCACUCUUCAUCUAUAUCCACACUUCAAGCCUCUGCAAGAUUUCAAAGGCGUAUCAGAGUACUUGAGCACAGAGAUCUGCACAUCACGACAGAAACGGUUCAGCCUGGUGACAUUUGUGGAUUCACCAGGGUUGGUGGACGGUGACAUGAAAUAUCCUUUUGAUGUGGAUGAGGUUAUCCUGUGGUUAGGUGACCUGUGUGACCUGAUUCUGGUGUUCUUCGACCCCAUGGGUCAGGCUCUGUGCAAACGUACCCUCAAUAUUGUGGAGAACCUGAAUGAGAAACACGGGGAUCGGCUUCGGUUUUACCUCAGCAAGGCUGACGAGGCCGGUGGAGAAUCUGACAGACAAAGAGUAAUGAUGCAGAUUGUCCAGGAGCUCUGCAAGCGACCAGGCCUCAACAAAUGUGGCUUUGACAUGCCAACUAUCUACAUUCCUAAUCCAAAUAAGCCAAGUCGCUGUGUUAACCAAAUUGAGGAUGUGUGUCGCACCAUUGAGAAAACCAUCAACCAAACUGUCCAGAAUACACUUAACUCCCUGGAAAAAGACUGUGAGCUCAUUAUUAAAGCCACCAGUGAUACACUCGUCAAUGACAGGUGGACCUCUGCAAAGAACCGCCAUGCACGCUGUAAGAGCUGCCUUCUGACUCUGGUGGGUUUCAGUAUCCCACUGGCCCUGUUGGCUUUACUGGUUCUGGGUGCUUUGUCUAAAGACAUGCUGGAGGUGGCUCUGGGCCGCCAGGGCACAGAUGUCCUCUCGCUCUACCUGUCUCCCAUUGUGAGAAUAUCUGACUCCCUUACUGCAGAGCAGCAGGUUUAUUGCUGUGGAGGACUGGUCCUUCUCUCCUUUCUCCUACUCAUCAUUGCACGUUUUUCCUUCAGGACUCAGCCAACUUUGUCAAGCAAACUCAAAAGACAACUGCAGGAGAAACUAGAGUAUGUUCAGGAGAUGGUCAAGACUAAAAAGAAAAAGUUGUAUGAAGAUUAUCUACGCCAGAGUGUCAGCGAUCAUGACAUGGGCUUAUAAAGCAGUGAGACAUAAACUGACCGUGAUUGCAGGGGGGGGGGCGAAAAAACGAGCUUUUGUGCCCUCAUUGACCUAGGACCAAAUCCUUACUUUGGUUUUGACACCAGCUGUUGUCCUCGCCACUAAAUGUAGUGUUGUUUUUGUUUUGUUUUUUAUAUAAUAAUGUGUAAAUUAGGGUUAUAAGAGCACGUCACUGUGUGUGUACACUUACUGCCCCCCGCCAGGUGUUGUGCUCUGCAUCCUAUAAUAGAAACAUUACCUCUGUACGGACCGAUAGAUAUCAUUGCCUACAGGAUUUGCUGUUACUGCUGAUUAUGAAACCAAUUUCUGAAUGUUUUAUACAUGUAUUUGCAUUCACACCCAAACCACUUAAAACAUAUAGACUAUUUAUAUUGUUACUUUUGGAGACAUUUUAUUGUGUUUAAGCAGCAUAUAGCACUUGUUUACAUGCAUCAUUUGGAACAAGUUGAUAUUUUUUUGAAGAAUUUCACCAGCGUUUUUAUAAUGUAGCACCACUACUGCGGAUAAGAAUUUUUAUUGUAGUAAUAGUACAUUUAGCAUGAUGAGAAUAUUCAGUUAUGCACAAACCUUGCCAUUGAGAAAUUUAUUUUGUUUGUGAGCAAUCAAACAUUUAUACUAAUCACAGUGGCAGAUGAUCUUUUGUGCUUUUCUACAUUCUCAUGUUUUAAAUUAGGAUUGACUUGAAUAAAAAUUGAUUAAUGAUGA